GCUCGACCCGGCAAUGGCGGGCGAGAUUCGCCGGCUGCGCGAGGAGUUGAAGGCGUCGCAAAAGCGAGAGGCCGCGCUGCGCGACGAGCUCGAAGCGUCUCAAUUCCAGUCGGGAUCGAUUGCCGGAAAGAAGCUGGUGCAAAAGUGCCGCGAGCUCCAGUCGGAGAACGAGCAGCUCGGCAAGGACGUGAGCGAGGGGCGGAUGCAGCAGCUGCGUGCCGAGGUGGGAAUGCACAAGGACUAUGCGAGCGAGCAGCGCAAGUCGAUAGGCGAGAUGCGCGAGUGGAUCGAGCAGCUGAGCGACGAGCUAGAAGUUGCGCAGGGCACCAUAUUCUCCUUGCGGCGCGAGCUCAAGGACGAGAAGGCGAUGCGCGAGAGGUCCUCGCGCGAUUGACCGCGUGCCUGCCUGCCCCUCGCCCCGACCGGGAGCAACCGUAAAUGAGCCGUGAGAUUGUCCCUCUUUUGAUCGAAGAAACCCGAACGCGCGGAGCUGCCCGCAUCUUUGAUUUUCUGUGUGAGUGUUGAGGUGAUGCGACGCUCCACCACACCCGCCCAUCAUGCCUGCAUCAUUCCUGCACGGUCGCUCUGCCCGGUCUGUGGUCGCGGGGCGUGUGGGGCGAGAUCUGACAUGGCGGCGCGCUUGAAUGAGCGCCUUCGAUCGUCUCGCGGCGACUGCUCGCAGGCCGGGCGGCCAGAAACUGUGCCAAGCAGCCAUCCGCCGAAGCGAGCGCGCCGGCGGCGGUCCGCCCGCCGGUGGGGAAACACCCAAUCUCUGC
Molecule: messenger RNA, 776 nt
Organism: Emiliania huxleyi CCMP1516
Lineage: Eukaryota; Haptophyta; Isochrysidales; Noelaerhabdaceae
Exons: 7
Coding region: 14-394 (126 amino acids)
Biological process (GO): regulation of alternative mRNA splicing, via spliceosome
Cellular component (GO): nucleus
Source: RefSeq, a predicted model, not a curated record